This is a messenger RNA of Symsagittifera roscoffensis, 979 nucleotides long. RefSeq lists its product as uncharacterized. The coding region runs from base 194 to 736 and encodes 180 amino acids. The record is from RefSeq and is a predicted model, not a curated record. The transcript has 3 exons. NCBI's taxonomy places the organism in Eukaryota, Metazoa, Xenacoelomorpha, Acoela, Convolutidae.
GGUAUUUAUUCAACAACACACGUGGUUGGAAAAAAAAGAUAGACGACCAUCUACUCAUUUAUUUGUUACAGCAGAAUUUUGCUUAUAGUUUUUAUACACAAACAGUAAAUACAGUAAAUACAAUUUUUGCUUACAGUAAAUACACAAGAAGACGCUUUUUUUCAAACCAAAAAAAUGGUCCAAGCAAACUAAAAUGCUGCUGACCAGAAAACUUGUGGCAAUAAUUGGCCUCGCGUUUCUUGCUGGCAGCUUUGCUUUAUCAAUUUCGGCCCAUUUGAAGGUUUGGGAAGACUGCUACGGUGAUUGCGAGGAUGGUGUAGAAUCUUCUUCUCAAACAGAGUCUCCCGAUCUAAUCUGGUACGCAAGAUCUUCCAUAUUGCUCGACCAUUUCUUUUGCUUUACUCUGGGCGUACUUCUGGGUUUCAUGCUGUAUUUGGAACCAGAUGAUCCCGAACAAAGAGGUGUUGACUCUGGAGCACGAUAUUGUUCGAUGAUCCAUUGCAUCAAACUCGGGUUUCUGAUCUAUUGCCUGAUGACCAAAAUCGAGGUCGGUUGGGUCACCGGACUGAUGUGGGGAUCCUUUGUUCUGUCAGUCACUCUCGCGGUUGAUCUCCAAUUGACUCGGUGUCUCCUCAGAGUUCCCAAGACUCAGCAGCCGCAAGCGACCUCGUCGCCACAAAUGACUGACGUAGCGCAAUUGGUUAAUAAUGAGCACAUGAUUGAUGAAAAGCCUUAAAAUGCUCAUCACGCCCAGAACAGUCAGAAGUCUCACCCUCCGGAUAAUCUAUUUUUUUGACUAACCAUUCUCAGUCGAUAAACUGGCAUAAACUCGAAAUGUGAAUAAUUGCUGUAAAUUGAUUUUAUCAAGCUCUUUUAAAACACCCCAAUGGCUAUUUUGAAAGAACUUUCUGCACUGUUGAUCUUUGAAAAUUGUCUGGAAUUUUUAGUUAUUGCUGUGAAUAAAAUUUGCGUAUUGGAA